This is a messenger RNA of Porites evermanni, 402 nucleotides long. The record is from the annotation of a GenBank genome assembly. NCBI's taxonomy places the organism in Eukaryota, Metazoa, Cnidaria, Anthozoa, Scleractinia, Poritidae.
AUGUCAUUGUUAGACAGACCAACGGCCAUGACAAGCUGGGAAAAAGAUGCUGUCCAAGACCUCGACAGUGUUUAUCAAUCCAAGACGAUUCCUGAUCGUGGUGACAUCGAUACAGUAUGGAAAAGCAUGUAUGAGAAGGGUUUAGGGAGAAAAGUGAGUCAGUAUUCGCUGCCGCCACAGGCAGCGAACGAGCUGGCAGAUCCAGAGAACCCGUCCCAGGCAGAUUCACCUUCCCAAGACAAACCAGUCGAGCAAGAAGAAAUGGGAAAAAGCGCCGAAAUUAAGAACAAGGAUUUAGCUUCCGUCCAUCUUGAGAGAGCGAUAAACUUGGGGAAAUUGCCAGGAAAGGAUGAAGGGAGACGAUGGAGGAAACGAACCUAUUCAAACAGUUCGGAACACUAA